Messenger RNA from Lutzomyia longipalpis, 1632 nucleotides. Its product is annotated as glutaryl-CoA dehydrogenase, mitochondrial. The record is from RefSeq and is a predicted model, not a curated record. The transcript is spliced from 3 exons. Lineage: Eukaryota; Metazoa; Arthropoda; Insecta; Diptera; Psychodidae. Gene Ontology annotation, biological process: fatty-acyl-CoA biosynthetic process; fatty acid beta-oxidation using acyl-CoA dehydrogenase. Gene Ontology annotation, cellular component: mitochondrial inner membrane. The coding region runs from base 162 to 1415 and encodes 417 amino acids. Gene Ontology annotation, molecular function: flavin adenine dinucleotide binding; fatty-acyl-CoA binding; glutaryl-CoA dehydrogenase activity.
GGGUACUUUCGGGAGCAUGCGCAGCUGAUCACUCGCGAGUACUCGAGUUUGUCGUCUCACCGCGAUUUUCAUGAGUUUUUUCCCCCAGUUUUCCAUCGUGUUUUCUCUGUGAAUUAUUGUGUGAUUUUUCUCGUGUGUACUGUUAUUGAAUCCCCAGAAUCAUGGUCUUCCUUAGGAGCAUAACUGCCCUUGCCAAUAGGACUUUCAUCCGAGGCUUCUCAUCGAAGAUGAAUAAAGUGGCAUUCAGUUGGGAAGAUCCAUUGAAUAUUGAAUCCCAACUAACGGAAGAUGAAAUAGCCGUGAGGGAUUCCUUCAGAAGUUACUGCCAGGAGAGUCUAAUGCCGAGGAUUAUUGAGGCAAAUCGCAAUGAAGUGUUUCACAGGGAAAUUAUGCAGGAAAUCGGGAAGCUCGGUGCUCUCGGAUGUACAAUUCAGGGCUAUGGAUGUGCGGGGGUGUCAAAUGUAGCUUAUGGUCUUCUUGCGCAGGAAAUUGAGCGUGUGGAUUCGGCCUACAGGUCGGCACUGAGUGUGCAGAGUUCCCUCGUAAUGGGGGCCAUCUAUGACUAUGGGACUGAUGAGCAGCGCGAUAAGUACCUCCCACGGCUGGCACGUGGAGACAUUAUUGGCUGCUUUGGCCUCACAGAGCCAAAUCAUGGAAGUGAUCCAGGUGGUUUGGAGACACGUGCCAAGUACGACAGCUCCUCCAAAACUUACAUCCUGUCCGGGAGUAAGACGUGGAUAACAAAUAGCCCAAUUGCGGAUAUUUGUAUUGUUUGGGCAAAGUGUGAUGAUGGGAAAAUUCGUGGAUUCAUCGUUGAUCGAUCUGAGAGCUCCAAAGGACUCGAUACGCCAAAAAUUGAAGGGAAAUUCUCCCUUCGUGCCUCAACAACGGGUAUGAUUCUCAUGGAUGACGUUCGCGUGCCCGAAGGAAAUCUCCUUCCCAGUGUUGAGGGGCUAAAGGGGCCCUUUGGAUGCCUCAAUAAUGCUCGUUAUGGCAUUGCAUGGGGUGCCCUUGGGGCAGCCGAGGCAUGCUUCCACAUUGCCCGUCAGUACACGCUGGAUCGCAAACAAUUCGGUCGCCCAUUGGCUGCUAAUCAGAUUAUCCAACUCAAAUUGGCCAAUAUGAUGACGGACAUCACACUGGGGCUCCAUGCAUGCCUCCAGGUGGGACGCCUCAAAGAUCAGAAGAAGCACACUCCGGAAAUGAUCUCCCUCAUCAAGAGGAACAACGCAGGGAAAGCCCUUGAAAUUGCCCGAAUUGCCAGAGAUAUGUUGGGUGGGAAUGGGAUUGCGGAUGAAUACCACGUCAUCAGGCAUGCAAUGAACUUGGAGGCAGUUAACACCUACGAAGGAACACAUGAUAUUCAUGCCCUUAUCCUCGGGAGGACAAUAACUGGAAUUCCUGCUUUUUCCUAAAAAAUCAAAUAAGAUUUUCUUUGCAAAUUGAGAGGAAGAUCGUAAAGAGAGAAAAACCCUUAUUCCUGGAAAAUUCACAUCCUCAUCAUCCCGACGCAGGAGUGUUGGUUUAUAUACUCCCAGUUGUUCAGUAAAAAAGAAGAUUAAAUAUUAGUUAAACUGUAGAGAUUUUUACAGGAAGAGAUUCAUUUAAUACAAAUUCUAUUUUUCUUAUAAA